Molecule: messenger RNA, 3895 nt
Organism: Zeugodacus cucurbitae (melon fly)
Lineage: Eukaryota; Metazoa; Arthropoda; Insecta; Diptera; Tephritidae
Gene: Madm
Product: nuclear receptor-binding protein homolog
Exons: 2
Coding region: 561-3032 (823 amino acids)
Biological process (GO): intracellular signal transduction; protein phosphorylation; endoplasmic reticulum to Golgi vesicle-mediated transport
Cellular component (GO): cytoplasm; endomembrane system
Molecular function (GO): ATP binding; protein kinase activity
Source: RefSeq, a predicted model, not a curated record
GAUUGUCAGUGUCAUUCAUCGAUUGCUGUCAGUGUAUCCAGAAAAAAAGUCGGUGCCGUAAAGAAAUAUAUUCGACGUGCAAAUUGCUAAAAAUUAGCAGAAUUGCACAAGUAUUUUGCAAAUAACAAUUAUUACCGCAAGCCGGUUGCAUUUAUAUGGAAAAGCUAUUUAAAGUAGCUUGAAAAGCACAUAUUGUGCAUACCGAAUGAAGUGAAAACGACGUCUGUUGUAAAGCAGGAGGUGCAACACGAUUAGAAGGAGGGUACCACGAAAGGAAAGCAAAAAAAAAAAGAUCAACGAGAAACGAAUUAAAAGCGAACACAAAUAAAAGAUACGCCUUAAAACAACAAGGAAACUUAUCAACUGACUAACCGACCAAUCUACUAACCAACCAAACGACAGAACGAGAGUAUAACAUAGAAAGAAAUAAGAGUAGAUCGAUUGAACGCGAAACAAGAACAAAUAAAUAUAAAAGUAUUUUUUAGACAAACAGUGACAGCAAUCGCAAUAGCUACAGCAGUCGCUGAAACAAUACACGCGCCCUGCAGACACGCGCUCCAAUGUCAAGCGGCCAAGUAAACGUCGGCGGCGGCAGCAAUGGAGCAGGCAGCGGCAGUGGUAGCGGCGGUGGAGGGGGCAAUACAGCAGAACAAGCGGCGCCACAGUCGCAACAACAAUCACAACCACAACAGCAGCAACAGCAACAGCCGCCACCACAAAUCAUUGGCGCUUCAACGACUACAGUCACCGCAGAUACGGUCAAUAUGGCAGCGGAUUCGUCACCGCGUGAGUCAGGCGAUGAUUCGGAGGAUGAAAGUGAAAUCCUUGAGGAGUCACCUUGUGGAAGAUGGUUGAAAAGACGUGAAGAAGUUGAUCAGCGUGAUGUGCCCGGUAUCGAUUGUGUCCAUCUGGCUAUGGACACCGAAGAGGGCGUAGAGGUUGUUUGGAAUGAGGUGCAAUAUGCGAAUUUACAAGAGCUUAAAUCGCAAGAAGAAAAAAUGCGACAAGUGUUUGACAAUCUAAUGCAAUUAGAUCACCAGAACAUUGUCAAGUUCCAUCGCUACUGGACGGACACACAGAAUGCAGAUAGACCACGCGUCAUAUUCAUAACCGAAUACAUGUCGUCGGGGUCGCUGAAACAGUUCCUCAAACGCACUAAACGCAAUGCUAAACGUUUGCCAUUGGAAGCGUGGCGCCGCUGGUGUACACAGAUUCUGUCCGCGCUGAGCUACUUGCAUUCCUGCACACCGCCUGUUAUACACGGCAACCUCACCUGUGAUAGCAUUUUCAUCCAGCAUAAUGGUCUGGUGAAAAUCGGUGCCGUUGUGCCCGAUGCGGUACAUUAUAAUAUGCGCCUGCAUCAUCGAAGCGAUCAAAGUGCGACACAUCACUUUAUGGCACCCGAAUAUGGUGCAGCCGAACAGUUGACUGCCGCCGUUGACAUUUAUGCCUUCGGUAUGUGUGCGUUGGAAAUGGCUGCUUUGGAAAUUCAGCCCAGCGGCACUGAAACGAGUUCCAUUAAUGAGGAGACGAUAUUGCGAACUAUUAAUAGUCUGGAGCAUGAUUUGCAGCGUGAUCUUAUAUUCAAGUGUUUACGUCGCAAUCCUGCUGAGCGCCCAAGUGCCAACGAUUUGUUAUUUCAUCCCUUACUCUUCGAGGUGCAUUCACUCAAGCUGUUGGCUGCUCACUGUCUAGUAUUCGCCCCCAAAAAUAGGACAAUGUUUUCAGAGACCGUCAUAGAUGGGAUGAUGCAACGCUAUAAUCGACCCGAAGUCAUUAUGGCUCGCGUCUCACGUGGCGAAGAAGAGAAGGACUAUCGUCUUUCAGACGUGCCUACAGCAGAUAAGCUGGAGAAAUUCGUAGAAGAUGUGAAAUAUGGUGUAUAUCCAUUAACCGCGUUGGGCGGUAAGAAACCGCCACAUUUUCGUUCACGCGCCGCAUCACCAGAACGUGCCGACUCCGUCAAAUCUGCUACGCCUGAGCCAGUGGACAUUGAGUCACGUCGCAUAGUGAAUAUGAUGUGUAGUGUAAAAAAAUUGAAAGAGGAUAGUAGUGAUAUUGCAAUGACGAUAUUGCUACGCAUGGACGACAAAAUGAAUAGGCAGUUGACGUGUCAGGUAACGGAAGCCGAUUCGGCAUCCGAUCUCACUAGUGAAUUGGUGCGACUAGGUUUUGUGCAUAUAGACGAUCAAGAUAAAAUUCAAACGCUCUUAGAGGAGACUCUGCGUGGCAGUUUUGCUGUUAAUGCCGGCGGAGUCUGUCCAUUUGAGCAGGGCGCACAAGCGCUUACCUUUAGUGCCACUAUAAAUGAGCACAUGCCAGGAGGUGUGGGUGUAACUAUUGGUGCAAGUGGUGCUAAUACCGCCACCAACGUGGGUGUAGUUGGUGCCAGUGCGGUUGCCGGUGGCGGCUUCAACAAUUGUGAUGGUAAUGUGAAUGCGCAUGGAAAUGCUAGCAUGAAGCCAGCAACAACUGCAACUUUGGCGGCGCUCAAUCAGAUGGAGCGUAAUUGGUCUGUGGCCGACAUGGAUCCCAGUUCCGCAUUGGCGAAUGCAAACAUGCAAGCAGCCAGUAUGGGUGCAGAAAUUGCAGCCACCAUGUAUCAUAUGCAACAUCAACAGCAGCAGCAAUUGCAGGAGCAGCAGCAGCAGCAGCAACGUCAUGUACAAACAUUGCCACCACAGAUGCAAUUGCAAAUCGAAAUGCCCGUUCAACAACAACAACAACAGCACCAGGUGCUUAGCACAUCGACGCCACCAGCUGGCGCACUGCCACCAUCAUAUACAGGGCAUACACAACAACAAUUUCGACAUGAGUCUUUAGGGCAGCAAAACGAUGGAACAGUGUCGCCCUUAAAUGUCACAGUGAAUAGCAUAAAUGCACCACAUCAAGCACAUUAUGCACACGCCCAGCAGCAAAUUAUUCACUCUUCCAAUUCAACAGAAAUAACAACAAUUUCCGCUGCCGCACCACCAUCAACUGUAACCGCCACAAACGCCUCGAACUCCUCAGCCUCCACCACUAUCAAUUAAUAAAUAGUAUUUCUUGAUAAUAAACAUUUAUAUACGCUAUAUUGAUAUUCAUAAAACUGAAGUGUAGUAGAAGAACAUAUAAUUAUGUAAGAAAGAUAGCGCGAAAAUUUAUAUUUUUAAAUUGCAAGCCAGAGCAUGGACGCCACGCAGUAGUGACGUAUACUGAGUCGCGUCUUUUAGUCAGUCAGACAAUUGUUUUUUUUUUAAUAUUAUUAUUAUUAUUAUUCAUUAUAUGUAUAAUGAUUAUGGAUAUUUUUAUAUAGUCUACUAAAGGAAAAAAAGUUUUUAAUUAUAUUUCGAAAAUGAUAGAAUAAAAACUCAAAAAAAUAAGAACUAAUUUUAAAAAUGCUAAAAAUAUAAGCAAAAAGCAAAGACAAACGAAUUAAUAUGCAGAUUUAGUUAUAAAUUGUGUAAGGCUUCCAGCUGAGAAUACGCAUGCGCAGCGGCUAUCUAAGUAAAUAGUUCGGCACUGGUGGCCUAAAAUACUGUAUUUCAUGCCUUGCCGCAGUAGCAACAGCGCAGAGGAGUACAGAAAUAGCAAAUAAUAUACACAAACCGUCGGUCCGGUGAGCAACAAAAAAAGAACAAACACAUGCUGACGCUAACAUCGGUGAGAAAAUUUCGCCUGAUUCCAUUGUUUUGCCAUUUUGCCAACCGCAAUGUCAAUGCAUGUGUGCUCAUAUUUAUGAAGUAUGUAAUUGUUUAUUUGUGUUGACCGUGGCACGAUGAGGUUCUGAAACUUUAUAUGUUCCAACUGAUCAAUGUUGUUUAUCAUAAUGGAACCCAUAUAGGCGUUAGCUUAAUACAAAUAUAUAUUUAUUGUAUUUAAAAUUAUGAAUACACUGCAAAAAAAAAAAAACAAA